AUGAGGGUCGCCGGAAAGCUGUGCUUUAGGGCUGCGCUCCUCUUUCCAGUGGCGCUCGCUCGUCGAGCAUGGUUUGACCAGAGUGGAAGGGUUUCUGAACCUCAACAGGAUGAGUUGGUGGUGGAUCCUGAAGCUGAGUCGCCCCAGCCUGUGAAACAGGGCAAGUGGAACAGGUUCGUGAAGCACUUCAAGGGCUUUUACGAGCCGGAUCCGGUGAUUAGCUUCUCGGGGAAACCCUACGACUACACUGGCUUCUUUCGCACGUCCUGGACGGCUCUUCCCUUAUCCAUGUAUCAGGGUGCCCUCCAGAUCACAGGACCGCUCUACGGCAUCAUCAAGCUGUUGGAAUCAAGAGAGCUGCCCAUUUCUUGUCCCACCCUCUGGGCAGACAGAGGCUGGCAUCUCUACCUCUCUGUUACAAAGCCGCAGGAAAGGAUCUCUUCAGCCCUUACCCAUGCUGCCGUGAAAGUGGUAACGCUUGGCAGCCUCCCGUCGUUUUUAGGACAGGUCUUGGGACACAACGCUCAACAUGCCCAACAUGCAGUGGAGUCCGUCCAUGGCACAAUGGAGCAGUCCGAUGCUAUUUAUGAGGUCGGGCACGAGGCAAUGGAAGAGCCAGACAUCAAUGCCACGAGGACUACAUUCCAGAGGAUCUUGCACAAGUUCCACCAGUCCAAGUUGCUGGUCCAGAGAGUGAUGGUCGAGAAGCGAGUCGUGACCUUGAUGCUUGCGCCGAAACUCGUUGAUGGGUAUUACAAUCUGGAGAUGAGUUGUUCAAGAGUCUCGGAGAAGGGAAGGGCUUUGGUUCAUUUUUCGAAUUCCAGGGGGGAAAAGGUGCCGGUGACAACGCUGCAUUUGGCGGUGUAUAUCCUUGCUGUGGCAUGA
Molecule: messenger RNA, 885 nt
Organism: Symbiodinium sp. CCMP2456
Lineage: Eukaryota; Dinophyceae; Suessiales; Symbiodiniaceae
Source: the annotation of a GenBank genome assembly